Molecule: messenger RNA, 1064 nt
Organism: Camelina sativa (false flax)
Lineage: Eukaryota; Viridiplantae; Streptophyta; Magnoliopsida; Brassicales; Brassicaceae
Molecular function (GO): RNA binding
Source: RefSeq, a predicted model, not a curated record
UAAGCAACAAGCUAGGGCUAGAAUCGCUCUUUGUCUCUUUUCUUCUCAUCUUCUCCAUGGCUGAGUCUAGCAAGAGAUCCGCAACCAAAGGUGAAGCAACUCCCGCCGUGAUUAAGGCCACAAAGUCUUUGAAAGAACUCAAGAGGGAGCAGGAAGAUGAUAUAAAGACCAAAGUGAAUCUGAAGAAGCCGAAGAAAGAUGUGAUAAUUGCUCAUCCCGGGAAGGAAAAAUCUGAGAUGAAGGAGAUUAUGAAAGGAAUCGCUGAUCGUCUUCAGCGGCUCGAAGCAAAGGUGGAUUUGUUGGCAACGAAGGCAGAUCUACAGGCGAUUUUGAUCGCAGUAAAGGGUGAGAAAGUUCCUGUCAUGAAGCCUCCUGCUGUGUCUGCUUCUGACAGCGAGGACUCAUCGUACAUGGACACUUCUCCAGAUGACAAAGUUACUCGAACCAAGGCAGAGACCAGUUCGUCUGAGGAUGAAUCAUCUUCUUCUGAGGAACCUGCAAAUAAACCUGCUGCAAGUGCCAAGCCAGCUGCAUUUACCAUACCACCAGCUGCGUUUACCAUACCACCAGCUGCUAAAGUUUAUCCAUACCAGCAGAUUGUUGGUGGCAAUGGUCAAACGAUCUCUGUUAGGGGCUUUGACCCUUCCAUUCCUGUGGAUGAUAUCAAGAGCGCGUUGAGUAAUUAUUUCUCUUCUUUUGGGGAGAUUACACGCGUAUUUGUUCCCGCAAGCCGUCAAACCGGUGCUUCCUUGGGAUAUGCUUACAUUGAUCUGAAACAAGGAGCAGAGAAGGCGUUGAAACUUCGUAGACAUGACGUAGGAGGAUGGAAUCUUGUAGUUGGUGAGGCUGAACCAAUUCGCAGUGGAAGUAGUUGGCCUUUUCCUGGCCGUUGUGGCUCUAUUGGCCGUUGUACCUACUGCUAAAGCUUUGGUGAUGCGAGGAAGAGGCUGCUCCUCGAACUAGUUUUACUUCCUCAAGUAGGAAAUAGAAGAUAUGUAGCGUUUAUUUAAACUUGUGAUGCAAUGCAACAUUAUUAUAUUACUUAUGUUCUAGUUAAGUUUUUG